AUGUCUUCUCAAAAAUCAAUUUUGAAGAAAAAGGAGAGUGUGGAAGUGCAGAAGAAAAACCAAUUAAACAAAUGGUCGAAAGAUCUCCUACAAGAAGCGAAAAAUCGAUUGGAAUAUGAUAAUUUUGUGUUGGAGUGGAUUGAAAAACUCGUUGAUCCUGUUGAUGAACGCACAUUGGAUGAAGCUCGCGAAUUUUUGAGAAAGUCUGAUUACGAUCAAAUUGUCAAGGAGCGAAAACUCGCGCAUAUAUGCGGCUAUCCCGUUUGUGAGAACGCGCCGCGACAACAGACGCGUUAUCGUCUCGAAAACCAAGGGAUGGUGCGUUAUGCAGGAUUGAACUAUUACUGUUCUAAAAAUUGCUUUUUGAAUAGUUGUAGCUUUAUGGUGAAUUUAAGUGACGAGCCUCUCUGGAUUCGUGAACGCGCUCGAGAAAUCUUGCAACAUCGCUUCGAUCCAAAAAAAGAAGCUAAUUUUCAAUCAAAACUGGAAUCCGAAGACGUUGAACACGUUCGCAUGCUUCUUCAAGGACUUCCUGUUGGCUCCAAAGAAGUUAUUGGUGACAUUGUCGAACAUCCCGGAAAUUCAGUAGAGAAAAAUCAAAAGCCAGGUUGA
This is a messenger RNA of Schizosaccharomyces osmophilus, 612 nucleotides long. It is a transcript of the gene rtr1, whose product is annotated as RNA polymerase II CTD phosphatase Rtr1. The record is from RefSeq and is a predicted model, not a curated record. The coding region runs from base 1 to 612 and encodes 203 amino acids. Gene Ontology annotation, molecular function: RNA polymerase core enzyme binding; RNA polymerase II CTD heptapeptide repeat phosphatase activity. NCBI's taxonomy places the organism in Eukaryota, Fungi, Ascomycota, Schizosaccharomycetes, Schizosaccharomycetales, Schizosaccharomycetaceae. The transcript has a single exon. Gene Ontology annotation, cellular component: cytoplasm; nucleus.